UGAUGCCUUGGGCUUGGUGUGCUACGUCACAUGUUUUCCUCCCUCACGCUUUGGUUGGAUCCUUCGGGUAAGACCACGGCGGCAGAAUCGGGGAACAUGGCAGACGAGGACGAGUCGGCACCGGAGCCUGUCGCUGCCUGUCCCCCGGAGAGCCCUCUCACUGGGCGGCCUCACUCUGUCUUUUUCCCCGAGAGCGUCCAGCCAGCCGUCGGGAUGGUGAGCCAGUUGCUAACCCAGCCGUCCUCCCUGAAGUUUGAUAAAAACAUCAAACAGGCCUUCUACAACACGGGGGCGAUGAUAUUUGUGGCUAUAUGCUGCGGAGCUACUGUCCUGGUCUACUUCAUCCUGGAGGCCUUCCUCCGCCCGCUGCUCUGGGCAGUGCUCUGCGGGACCUUCCUUCACCCCUUCAAGCACUCCCUGGCUCGGCUCGGCCGCUCGUGGCUCAACGGCCUGCAGGAAACCGGGACGCCCAUCGUGAUGGGGACCCUGCUGAUCCCUGUGUGGUGUGUGAACUACGGUGUGGAGGCGAUGGGCAGGCUGGUGCUAGAGAGGCUCACGGUGCUGCUGGUGAUCGGGGCCGGGGCGCCGCUGGUCUACUUCCUCUAUCUUUUCUGGAGCGUGAUCGGCAUGCAGGUGAUCCUCGGGCACGUCUGUGGGAUCAUUGGGGCCGCGCUGGACUGUUUCCACACUGUGUGGGUGUGCACUGUGGUGUUUGGCUACUUGUUGGCGGUUUGCUUCAAGUGGAGUCCCAACACUGAACACUACCUGAGAGCUGUGGCUCUUCCUGUCUGGGCCGUCCUGCUCUUUUACAUGGUGUCUCUGACCGGCUCGUGGAGAGUGCCCAUAUUUGUGGUUGUGGUUACACUCAUCAUCGUGGGCUCCCAAGAGAAACCACCUGUCCCUGGCAGAGGUGAGCUGUCGGGGCAGGUGUUGUCGUUCGCUGCCAACACUAUUUAUAUGGCAAUCUCCUGUAGCAACCUCCAGAUGAAAGCUGAGCCCAGUGAAAACUAUACAGCAGAUGGUGUGCAGUCUAUGGGCCCUCUUCCCUCCACGCCUGGAUUCCCUCGGGGCUCUCGUUCGUUACCAGGCGGCAUCUUCCAGAAAGAGAAAAGCUCCCACAGAGCCAGUGAUAUCUACUUUAUUCUUCUCGUCUGGGCCAUCGUGCUGGUUCAGGUCUGGCUCAACCUCUGGAUUCUACAACUGCUGCCUAUCCCUGUGGCUGUGUGGGUGCUGAAGAAGCUGGUGGUCCACUUUGGCCUGAAGGGCUUUGCAGAGCGGACUCUUCUCUCAUGGUGGGCGGUGCUGCAGAGGCUUGGACGUGAGCGAGAGGAGGCUCUGCUGCCUGGACCAAUUAAAGGCUUGGCUCAGUUCCUGCUGCGUAUCGACACUAAGCUCUGGCAUUGGCUUAACAAGCAGAUGAUCGUGUGGUUGGAGAGAUCUCUGGAUAAAAUCAUCAGCAUCUUCAUCAUCUUCCUCCUGGUCUCUGGGACCCUGCUCAUGGCUCUGCUGCUCACCGCCAUGGUUCACCAUGAAAGCGUUCACAUGAUCGACGUAACCAGUAACCUCAUCAACGAGACGGUGUCUAACCAUCCAGAAUGGGCCAAUUGGCUUCCAGAGGCUCGUGUGGUGCAGAAGGCUCUGAAUUCAGCCGCUACUAAUGUUCAUCAACACGGUAGAGAAUGGAUAACGCAAAAGCUCCAUAAGAUGUUAGGGGAGAAGGUGAACAACACGGCUGUGAUCGAGAAGCAGGUUUUGGAGCUCUGGGACCGACUGUACCACUCGUGGUUUGUGAAGAACAUGACCCAACCUGGACGCCACCGCGGUCAGAAGAUGAUGGUGCAGAGAGGGAACAGCUGGCUAGUCGUCGACAUCCUGGACUGGAAGGACGUCGCCUCCUUCCUGCAGGAAAACAUCGAGACUCUGCUCUCUGCACUGGUUGGUCUACAAUGGGCGAUACAACAACAACAGAUCCUGGAGUCUCUGUGGGUGGUAAUGAGUAGAAAUGUUGGCCUCCUCAUCUCCACCUCGACCACUCUCCUCUCAGUCUUGUUCCACAGCGGCACGGCUCUGCUCAACUUUGCCCUGAGUCUGGUGAUUUUCCUGACCACUCUCUUCUACCUGCUGAGCUCCAGUGGUGAAUACUACAAACCUGUCAAAUGGGUGAUCAGCCUGACCCCCCUCUCCCAGCCGGGACCUUCCUCAAACAUCAUAGGCCAAUCUGUAGAAGAGGCCAUCAGAGGAGUGUUUGACGCCUCUCUGAAAAUGUCUGGCUUCUACGGCCUCUACACUUGGCUCACUCACACCAUCUUUGGCAUCAACAUAGUCUUCAUUCCUUCUGCUCUGGCUGCCAUCCUGGGCGCGGUGCCGUUCCUGGGGACCUACUGGGCAGCGGUGCCGGCGGUGUGUGACUUGUGGUUGGUGCAGGGCGAAGGCGUCAAGGCCCUGCUGCUGCUGAUCUGCCAUCUGCUCCCAACGUAUUUUGUAGAUACAGCGAUCUACUCUGACAUAUCGGGGGGUGGUCACCCGUAUCUCACAGGUCUGGCAGUGGCAGGCGGAGCGUACUACCUCGGCCUGGAGGGAGCCAUCAUUGGGCCCAUUCUCCUCUGCAUCCUGGUAGUUGCAGCAAACAUCUACAGCGCCAUGCUGAUGAGCCCCAGCUCUGCUGCACCGACACCGGUGCAGUCCAGCUGGCCGCUCCACCCCAUCAGGACGGUCACAGACUCCACCCCCUCGAUCUUAAAGAAGAAAGGUGAGUGAGCUUGAGGGUGUGACCCUGUGUACGUCACCUGGCUUCCCAUUGGCUGAUUCCUUAAGGGGAAGAGCUCCCCUCCCCGAAUCUCCUCCCAACGCCGCCCGGCUCUACAGGAGUCGGCCCCGAUCGAGAAGAGAUGGCGGCGUAGCGGCUGGUCCCCCACGACUGAGCCGUCUGCUUGCCAGAGCUGUUUCUCUGGGCAACAUGGCACUAGCCGCUCCAAUUCAAGACCCGAAAAUUACAGAUGGGAGCUUUCAUCCUGAUCCCUGACGUGGACCAAUGACAUCACAUUGGGCAUUUACGAUAACGAAUGACGGAGACGUUGAUGCUAAUCACAUCAUCUCUCAGAUCCCCAGUGUCUAAAUUGAUUUUGGAAUGUUUAGAAAUGCCUAAAGAUUUCGGUUGCGGUUUAUCGUAAGAUAAUGUUUUAUCUACAAAGCCCCUGAUUUCCACCCAGCGCACCCCGGCUGUGUUUUAAGCUACAGUAUGUGGUUAUGCUGUGUUUUACUCCCUACCUCUCUCCUCACGGAGGGUCAACAAGAGUUUGUAGUGAAGGAUUUCCAAAGAGGUCGUCACGACUGGCUCAAGAGACUAAAUGUUUUUAACUUAAUGUGUCAGUCACGUUUCAGUGAUAACAGCUGUGAGUUAGAUCUAGAUCUCUGCUAAGACAAAGAUUCACUCUCCUGGUCCAGGCUUCGUUACCAGUUUCAUUUCUUUAUAGUAUCUGUGCGGUUGAAUCGCAGCAAAUCUCUGCCUGUUUGUUUGAUGGUAACUACUUUAGUGGAUCAGAUUAGACGUCCUACUUUCAGGGAGUCUGGUCUGAAUCCUAGAGCAGAGGAUUACUGAUGGAUUUACUUUUUACAUUUCUAAUUUAUUUCAAGCUUAACUGUCUGUUUUUUUACACACUGAGUGCACAUACAUGCAACCAAGCUUUUCAUUUUUAGCACUCUUAGCUGAUGUGUCAGUAUUGAAGCACGUUUACACUCAGAAUAACUUGAUAUUGACAAGUUUGACGGACUUUAGAGUUUGGUCACCGUCAUCCGCAUCACAUGAUUUCCUAGUUUUGACCUCACACACACUUUAAAUCCGUUUGAAAUGUCUGUAUAUUUUCUACUCUCCUCAUCCACUCCUGCACUGGUCCACUCCAUACUUAUACUACAGUCAGAGCACUUCUCUGAACUUGAAAUUUGAAGCUUUAAUAAAGGAGCUGUACAGAUGAAUUGUGUAUGUAAUUCGACACAUUGAUCAUACAUGGCUACUGUGUUAGCUGUCUGAGGGCUGUGAUGUGUUCUGGGUUGGAACAAGCGUUUAGUUUCACUGUUUAACUACUACUGUAGUUUAAUUUGGUACUGUUACUUGUACUGUUUUUUAAUUACCAGAUAUGCACUGACACAAUAAACAUCAUUUAAACUGCA
Messenger RNA from Cottoperca gobio, 4167 nucleotides. It is a transcript of the gene tmem245, whose product is annotated as transmembrane protein 245. The record is from RefSeq and is a predicted model, not a curated record. The transcript is spliced from 19 exons. NCBI's taxonomy places the organism in Eukaryota, Metazoa, Chordata, Actinopteri, Perciformes, Bovichtidae. The coding region runs from base 31 to 2757 and encodes 908 amino acids.